AUGGCUGUAGCAGUGAUUAAUAGCAUAUCGUGGGGCCUUCCGGGAAAGUUCCAGAGCCUCUCUCUCAGUAGCACUCCAACUGCUGCUAGCGCCGCCUUCAGGCCACUCGGCUUUUCCUCCACCACUUCCCUCAGCCUUUUUUCCAAAGGACUGGUCUUGGUAAGCCCAGUUCAAAUGCCACUCCACCGCUCCAUUGUGUGUGAAGCCGCGACUACGAAAAAGGCGGACUCUGCUGCGAAAAGGGCUCGACAAGCUGAGAAGAGGCGGGUUUACAACAAGGCGCGGAAAUCUGAGAUCAGGACUCGGAUGAAAAAGGUUCUAGAAGCGCUUGAUGUUCUUGGAAAGAAGCCUGAGGCACAACCUGAAGACAUUCUUCCCAUUGAGACACUAAUUGCAGAGGCGUAUUCUGUCAUCGAUAAAGCUGUGAAAGUUGGAACGCUUCAUCGGAAUACAGGAGCAAGGAGAAAGUCCCGACUUGCUAGAAGAAAGAAAACCAUUGAGAUUCAACGUGGCUGGUAUACACCUGCAGCUCCAGCCCCCUCAGCGUAA
Messenger RNA from Fraxinus pennsylvanica, 549 nucleotides. NCBI's taxonomy places the organism in Eukaryota, Viridiplantae, Streptophyta, Magnoliopsida, Lamiales, Oleaceae. The record is from the annotation of a GenBank genome assembly.